AUGGCUACCGUCGAUGGUCCAGGUCACUUGUUAUCCCUCAAGGUUAUGCGCGUCUCGCGACCAGAGUUGGCUAGUGCAUGGCAGCCCUUCUAUUCCAACUCACCUUCCUUCUCUGCCCAUUCCUCAGCAGCCAUUUUGUCAUUACAAGGAACUAAGCCCCUUCCCGGCCAUCCAAAAACAUUGCGGGAUUUAACCCAUGCUUCAGAACUAUUAACUCUACCCUCCUCAUUUGGUUCGAUUCAGCUAGGAGAGACGUUCUCAAGCUGUCUCUGCGUCAAUAAUGAAACUGAAGUGGGAAUAGAAGUGACCCAGUUCAAAGUGGAAAUGCAGACGGUUACUAGCAAAGUUGUGCUGUAUGAGAUGGAUGGUUUAGGUCAGUCUUUACCUGGCGGCGAUACGCUAGAGCACUUGGUACACCAUGAAAUCAAGGAACUUGGGCAACAUGUCCUUGCAUGCACCGUCACGUAUUCCCUGCCACCCAGUUAUCGGCCUGUUCCAGGGGCUUCCGAAGAGUCGGAUCCAACCCUUCAAACGUUCAGAAAGUUUUAUAAAUUUGCGGUCACCAACCCUCUCUCUGUAAAGACGAAAGUCCAUACUCCGAAAUCUCCCUCAGCAUUGCUAUCGGAUAAGGAACGAGAAAAGAUAUUCCUUGAAGUUCAUAUCCAAAAUUUGACGCAAGAUGCUAUCUGCUUCGAGCGUAUGAGGUUGGAAUGCACGGAAGAGUGGGAGGCAGUGGAUGGAAAUGUGUUGACUGACGAAAAUGGCCAUGAAGAAAGCAUAUUCUCUGGACCUACUGCUCUCAUGCAACCGCAAGACAUGCGUCAAUAUAUAUAUAUCCUAACACCAAAACACAUAGGAAUAACCCCUCCUGUACAUGCUCCGGGAAGCAUUAUUCCCCUGGGAAGACUGGAUAUCUCUUGGAGGUCAUCCUUUGGUGAACCUGGAAGACUGCUCACAUCGAUGCUUUCACGACGGAUACCACUUAUUGCCGCGCCUCAACCGGCGUCUGCCCUGCCCCCUUAUCUUAAGCGAACUGUUGUAGGCUCUAUUUCUUCGCGACCACAGUCUCCCUCAAGUAGUAUGUCUCGUCCAGGAAGUCCGGUGCAGAGACCGGGUUCACCUGCUUUGAAUCGUGGAUCUAUAAGUGCCAUCCACCCGCAGUCUCCCCCUCAGGCUCUGCCUCCUCAAGGACCAUUGAUGCCUGAAAUUGAAGCACAGCUAGUGGUUCGCCACAUCCCAAGAGAAAGCAUUUUGAUAGAGAAAGUGUUUUCCAUAUCAUGCGCGGUUGUUGUAUCCAGCGGAAUCCCAUUAAACAGUAGUCGUCUAAAGCGCAGGGUCACACUGGCAAUACAGCAUGUUAGACCAAAGGAGGUACCGCCACCUGUAAUUGCCCAACCGGUCGAACCGUUUAGCCCUAAAGUGCCAUCAACAGGAUUUUCAACACCGGUUUCCGCUUCGACGACCUUUAAUUAUGCACUUGCGCAUCAAAAAAUUCUCGUAGCGUCUUCGAAACCACCGCCUCAACAACCGACUGCAUUGCAAGAAGUCGAUCUUUCACAUAAUGAUGCUAAUCUCCUGCCACCUCCAUACUUUGAGGGCGGAUUGGAUGAAUUGAAGGUGUCUGCGCUAUCCGGUGUUUCUUUUGUGGGGCCAUCUGCUAUAUUUUUGCCUUCUGUAGAGAUCGACUUGUCUCAUGCACAGAUCCAGGGGGAUGAUCUGGCCAAGGGACAUGUGGUUCAAAAUUUUGAACUUCCCUUCGUUGGACUCCGUAAAGGUUUUUCUAAUAUUGGUGGCAUUCGUAUUUUACUUGUAGAGGAUCAGAUAGUUGACGAUGAAGACGAUGUCGGCAAGAGCAAUAGCAAAUUGAAGCGUGCUCAAACACUCAAGGAGUAUGAUGUUAUAGGAGAGGUAUGGGUGUCUGCAUAG
Molecule: messenger RNA, 1926 nt
Organism: Psilocybe cubensis
Lineage: Eukaryota; Fungi; Basidiomycota; Agaricomycetes; Agaricales; Agrocybaceae
Product: putative trafficking protein particle complex subunit 13-like protein
Exons: 4
Coding region: 1-1926 (641 amino acids)
Cellular component (GO): TRAPPIII protein complex
Source: RefSeq, a predicted model, not a curated record